AUGAUUUUAUUUAUGAAUUUCAUUACAGGUCAGGAUGUGAACAGUACACAACCUCGUACAUGUGGAUGCUGUCCAUCGCCAUACUGUGAAGCAAAAGAUGUGCCAUGUUCAACAAAUUCGGAUUGUGAAUGUUUAUGGAUGACAAUGACCGGUGGAGGAAUGUGUGCUGAUACAGUUGUAUCAUGCAAAGAUUUACUUCCAUGUGAAAACGAUAAUAAGACAUAUUCCGUGCUCAAUACUGUGUGUGUUAAUAAUACACGGUGCAAUGUUCCUGUUUGUUAUCCCAUCCAUCGUGCCUCUUCUGAACGUUGCCCACCAUUACCUUCGAAAAUUCCAAGUAAGAGAACUGUGGAGAUUUUUUAA
Molecule: messenger RNA, 363 nt
Organism: Rotaria sp. Silwood1
Lineage: Eukaryota; Metazoa; Rotifera; Eurotatoria; Philodinida; Philodinidae
Source: the annotation of a GenBank genome assembly